Molecule: messenger RNA, 1049 nt
Organism: Cyprinodon variegatus (sheepshead minnow)
Lineage: Eukaryota; Metazoa; Chordata; Actinopteri; Cyprinodontiformes; Cyprinodontidae
Gene: snapin
Product: SNAP-associated protein
Exons: 4
Coding region: 39-428 (129 amino acids)
Biological process (GO): endosome to lysosome transport; lysosome organization; regulation of synaptic vesicle exocytosis
Cellular component (GO): synaptic vesicle; BORC complex; BLOC-1 complex
Molecular function (GO): SNARE binding
Source: RefSeq, a predicted model, not a curated record
UCUGUGUUUUUUUGUUUUUUUCCUGCUUCCUCAGCGGAAUGGCUGCCGUCGGAGUGGUUGAAUCUUCGGCCGGUUCCGAUCCUGUAGGAGAAGGACUGUUGGAGCUGUUGACACCAGCGGUCCAGCAGCUGGAUGUGCACGUGCACUCGGUCAGAGAAAGUCAGGUGGAAUUAAGAGAGCAUAUAGACAACCUGGCCACAGAGUUAAUAAGGAUAAAUGAACACCAGAAGGUUGUAUUAGACCUGGAUCCUUAUGUGAAGAAACUACUUAAUGCAAGACGUAGAGUAGUGCUGGUCAACAAUAUUCUACAAAAUGCUCAGGAACGCCUGAGGAGGCUAAACCACAAUGUGGCCAAAGAGACGGCUCGGAGGAAGACCAUGCUUGAAGCAUCAGGGGUUUUUACUCCCCGCUCACCCAGUAGACCAUGAGCCUUUUCCCUGUUGACUCCAGUGGGGCACCAUUACCUCUGGGUUGUUUAAAUUUGUGUUUACUCCUAAACUUUGUCCAUGUCUUGCAUUGCUUUUAUCUUACAUUUAAAAUGUGCAUAUUUGAAAUCAACCUUGAUAUGAUCCAUAGCAGUUAUUUAAAAGCCUUAAUAUUUCUCUUAAUAUUUUAAAAAUGGUUCCUUUUAGGGUGUCAUUAUUUCUUCCAAUAGAUGAAAAUAUAUUUGCGAUGGCUGUAAGGUUUGGUGCAUUUUGAUCAUGAUGAAACUUUGUUCUGUAUGAUUUAGAUUUGAUCAGACUUUUGGAGUUUUUAUGGCAAUAUUGAGUUUAAUUAACCUAUAUGGUUUCUAUUGUAACAUUUUUUUUUCACAGUGGAUAGAAUUAUGAACUUUAAACAGAUUACUUAAAAUCAUCAUCAUAUAAAAUGCAUGAAAUGAAUUAAAUUCUACUAUUGCUAUAAGGUCAUCAAUAAAAAGGCAGUUAAGUUGUAUUUAUAAUAUGUGCUGAACUAAAUGGAAAUGUUGUUUGAAAGUUAAAUAUACUGAAAAUUAGUGGUUUUAUCUGUAGUCUGUUACCAUCUAAACUACAAUAAAGAAAACUAACUGA